GGCGGCGUCAAGACCAGCCUCAACGUCGUAUGUCGGGACGGCAGUCAAGUUUAAGUGCGCGCAGCGGCGAUUACUUACGGCAGUGUGUCGAACGCCUCCGAUGCGCAACGUUGCAGCUCCGGUCGAAAACAGAUUUUUUCGAAAUUACAUUGAUUUCGAGACAUUGGUUUUCGUUUCUUGCAACAGGCGCGACAUCGUGUAUAUCGCAUUUUGUUGAUUAUUUUUCUUUUUUUUUUUAUGAAAUGGUCGACCGAAUUUUUUGAAAAAGUUACAUUCGAAUCAGCGAGCGUCCUGCAGAUAUAAUAAUAUAGCAUUUGAUUUAUAGCGAAUAAAAAUGGCGAUUUCGGAAAUGUGUAGCGCCGAGAAUAUUAUGGGCUCCAAAUUGAUGAUUUCCGUUAAAAUGCCGAACAAGGACGAGCCGUUGUUGAAAGAAGACACACCUGAACCAUCGAAACAGACUAAAGGCAGUUCGCUUAAACAGAUCCUUGUCGCCUUAUCAGCCAACUGGGGCACCAUAAACACUGGGCUCGUGUUCGGCUACACCGCCGUCAGCUUACCCCAACUUAUGAUGGCCGGGUCCAGGAUUUCAAUCGACAGACACCAAGCCUCUUGGAUAGCUAGCGUGUCGACAAUCGGAACGCCGUGUGGAUGCAUACUGGCCAGCUACUUCACCGACCUGUUGGGCCGCAAGAAGACCUUAAUCGCCUUACAGUUACCCGCUAUCGUCGGAUGGUUGAUGGUGGGUUCCGCAACGACAGUCCAGUGGAUUUACGUGGGAAGAUUCCUGGUGGGCCUGAGUUCUGGCAUGGUCGGCUCGCCGUCCCGUGUGUACACGUCUGAAGUGUCACAGCCGCACCUUCGUGGCAUGUUGUCCGCGUUCGCAUCCGUCGGAACGUCUUUGGGCGUCAUGUUGGAGUAUUUGUUCGGUGCAGUAUUAGACUGGGACACGUUGGCGUUGUUCAACGCCACGAUGCCCGUGAUCGCGCUGUUUUUGGCAUUCUUCAUACCAGAAUCGCCGUCGUGGCUGAUAUCGUCCAAGAACGACGAGAAUCGGUGCCGUGCCAGCCUAAGACGGGUACGAGACAGUAAGUGCGACGUGGACACCGAAGUCAACGACCUGCUCAUGUUCUCCAGGGCAGGCGAGUCGACUUCGUUCAAGGAGAAGGUCCGACUCAUCUGCCGGCCGACUGCGUACAAGCCGUUCGUGAUCGUCUCCAUCUAUUUCCUGCUCAGCCAGUUUUCCGGACUGAACGUGGUCACGUUUUACGCGGUCGACGUUAUACGGGACUCGGGUUCUACUAUCGACAAGUACGUGGCCACCGUCGUCCUGGGAAUCAUUCGGUUGGUAUUCACCGUGCUUGGUUGCAUGAUGAUGUGGCGACUGGGCCGGAAGCCUCUCUCCUACAUAUCCAGCGUGGGGUGCGGAAUAUCGAUGCUGUGCUUUGCCGGCUACAUGUACCAGAACGUCGCUUGGACGGCGGCUGGUCAGCCCGCCUCGGCCACUUGGUUCCCGAUCAUGAGCCUGUUCGUGUUCUACGCCUGUUCGACCAUCGGCUAUCUAAUCGUGCCGUGGGUGAUGAUCGGCGAGGUGUUUCCCAGACAGAUCCGGGGCAUGCUCGGCGGCGUGGCCACGUGCGUCGGCCAUUUCUCCAUAUUCAUCGUGCUCCAGACGUACCCGCUCCUCCAGGAGUUGGUCGGCAAGUCCGGUACGUUCGCAGUGUACGGUGCCGUGUCUAUACUCAGCACCAUAUUCUUCUACUACUUCUGCCCGGAAACGAAAAACAAGACGCUGCAGGAGAUCGAGGAGUCGUUCUGCAAUAAGAAGAAACCGAAAAGACCCGUAGUCCUCAACGUUAACGCUACAACCACAGCCUCCGUCCAAUGCAACAAAAACAAAAAAUUAGUGUUUCCCGAUAUCGUAUUCAAUUUGCCGAAACGUGAGACCAGUGUGAUUGUGUGAAGACUCGACGACGGUUGUGUUAAACCGAACAUCCCGAUGAUGAGGAAAUAUCGCCAUCGAUUAGUUCCUUUGAAUAUAUUAUUAUAUAUAUAUAUAUUUUUAUUUGUUUAACUAUUUUUAAUGAUUUGAUAUCGUGUCCCGUUGCAAUACAUAUAGCACGUGGUCGCGAAUACCUGUUUAAUAUAAUAAUAUUAUUGUUAAAACUACGA
Metopolophium dirhodum (rose-grain aphid) is the source of this 2169-nucleotide messenger RNA. RefSeq names its product facilitated trehalose transporter Tret1-like. Gene Ontology annotation, molecular function: transmembrane transporter activity. Bases 335 to 1960 code for a protein of 541 amino acids. The record is from RefSeq and is a predicted model, not a curated record. The transcript has 7 exons. NCBI's taxonomy places the organism in Eukaryota, Metazoa, Arthropoda, Insecta, Hemiptera, Aphididae. Gene Ontology annotation, cellular component: membrane. Gene Ontology annotation, biological process: transmembrane transport.